Molecule: messenger RNA, 1324 nt
Organism: Octodon degus (degu)
Lineage: Eukaryota; Metazoa; Chordata; Mammalia; Rodentia; Octodontidae
Gene: Art5
Product: ADP-ribosyltransferase 5
Exons: 5
Coding region: 153-1079 (308 amino acids)
Molecular function (GO): NAD+-protein-arginine ADP-ribosyltransferase activity; NAD+ poly-ADP-ribosyltransferase activity
Source: RefSeq, a predicted model, not a curated record
CACAAGCACCAACGUUCCUGCCGGUUCGGCUUCACAACCUCCAGGACCCUUCAAGCAGCAGGAAGAAAGCUGAGCCCAUCGAAGCUGGGACCCCACCGCUGCAGGACUCCCCCCUCACCAGGACCUCAUCGUGCAAGGUUCCUCCAGGAAGGAUGCUGGAAGCUCUGCUGCUCACCCUUAGCUGCCUUGGCCUCCACACCCUCUGGCAGGCCCAGGCUGUUCCCAUCCUGCCCCUGGGCCUGGCUCCAGAUACCUUCGAUGAUGCCUAUGUGGGCUGCUCGGAGGUCAUGGAAGAGAAGGCAGCUGCCCUGCUAAAAGAGGAGAUGGCCCACCAUGCCCUGCUGCGGGAGUCCUGGGAGGCAGCCCAGGAGGCCUGGGAGCACCGGCGUCGAGGGCUCACUCUGCCCCCUGGCUUCAAAGCCCAGCAUGGAAUAGCCAUUAUGGUCUAUACCAACUCAUCUAACACCUUGUACUGGGAGCUAAACCAAGCUGUGCGCACAGGUGGUGGCUCCCGGGAGCACUACCUGAGGCACUUCCCCUUCAAGGCCCUGCAUUUCUACCUGACCCAAGCCCUGCAGCUGCUUCGCGGCCAUGGAGGCUGCAGCAGGGAACCUGGGGCAGUGGUGUUUCGAGGUGUGGGCAGCCUUCAGUUUGAACCCAGGAGGCUUGGGGACUUGGUCCGCUUUGGCCAGUUUGCCUCCAGCUCCCUGGAUGAGGCAGUGGCACGCAGGUUUGGUAAUGCCACCUUCUUCUCUCUAAGGACUUGCUUUGGGGCCUCUAUCCAGGCCUUGUCUGUCUUCCCUGAAGAGCGUGAAGUGCUGAUACCCCCCCAUGAAGUCUUCUUGGUCACUGGGUUCUCCCACGAUGGUACCCGGAACAUAGUGACUCUCUGGAGCUAUAACCAAACCUGCAGCCACUUUAACUGCGCAUAUCUGGGUGGGCAGAAGAGGCGGGACUGUGUAUCUAUACCAGCAGUUGGGCAGUCGGAGUCAUCCUAUGAAGGGGCAUUCCCUCUGCUCUCCUGGAAGACCCCAUUCUUGGGCCCUGGGAGGUUCCAGCUCUCAGGAGCUGGGCCCUGAAAGCCCAACACUGUCACUCAGGGAUCCUGGGAACUGGUGAGCUUCAUGUGAAGAAGAGGGGCUUCGAAUGGCCUCAAGAAGCAAGAGCAUGCUUUCGGACCUAGCCCAAGCAGCCAUCUCCCCAGUCCAGGUUUGGGGAGACCUGAGGCCAUAGCAGGGUUGAGGGAGUCCCACUGUAUGGUGGGGACUUUCUGGGACAAGCAGGGGAAGUACUGUGGUGGCCACUCCAUUAAACAGUGCUGAGU